Messenger RNA from Toxotes jaculatrix (banded archerfish), 3637 nucleotides. It is a transcript of the gene snx9b, whose product is annotated as sorting nexin 9b. Bases 276 to 2123 code for a protein of 615 amino acids. The transcript has 19 exons. Lineage: Eukaryota; Metazoa; Chordata; Actinopteri; Toxotidae. Gene Ontology annotation, biological process: cleavage furrow formation; mitotic cell cycle; endocytosis. The record is from RefSeq and is a predicted model, not a curated record. Gene Ontology annotation, molecular function: phosphatidylinositol binding; protein binding. Gene Ontology annotation, cellular component: plasma membrane; cytoplasmic vesicle.
CAGCUCUCUCCGCGGUUCAAAUUUACAGUCGCCCUGAACUACCGUCCGGUUCCCACCGUCUUUUUUCUUUUCUCCAGGCUUUUGAGUUUUUAAAGAGAAAACUGUUUUUAGUAGCGUGUUAAACGCCUGCGGUGCGGCGGCUCACCACCGGGAAGGGAUUACCGUGCUUUCUUCGCUUUUAGUUGAAAAGCAGCGGGGGGAGAUGUCCAGCUGAGGACUGGAAAUCCUGAAAACCACAGGGCCUGUUUUUGUAAUGAUUGAUCAAUGCUUCGACAAUGGCGCUAAAGGCACAGGUUUUAUAUGACUUCACAGCUGAGCCUGGAAACAACGAACUGACAGUGAAAGAAGGCGAGACAGUCACUAUAACCAAUCAGAAUAUCGGAGGAGGCUGGAUUGAAGCACAGAACUCCAGAGGGGAGGUUGGACUGGUGCCAGAAGACUACAUCGAGUUCAGUAAGCCAUUUCCAUCAGGAGCAGGAACCACUGCACCUACUCCAAGUGUAGGAAAUGUUGGAGCUACUGACCUGUCCUUCUUUGAUGCCUAUGCUCCUGCAUCAACACCUGCACAAAACCAGGUGGAUGCUGGGGGCUUGAGUCCCCAGCCGGACACCCCUGACACCCCAGUUUCCCCCUACCUUUCGUCCCCUGAUGAGGCUAGUAACGGUAAUGAUCCCUGGUCGGUGUGGAACGCAGACCCCUCAGGGGGCUCCAACAACAACUGGGCGUCAAAUCCGGAGGGCACGCAGACUGGGAAGAGUGCUGCUGACCCCUGGGCCUCCAUAUCACAGGGCCACCCCCAGGCUUACCAGGGCCCAGGAGCGGAGGAUGAUGAGUGGGAUGACGAGUGGGAUGACAUGAAGUCCACUGGAGGCUAUGCCGAGUCAGAAUCUGGAGACAGUGGAGCAAUGCAGAGAGGUGGAGCUCACGCAACAUCGAUGAAAAUCUCCCUCAACAAGUUCCCUGGGUUCUCCAAGUCUGGUCCAGAGCUCUACCUCCUAUGCAAACAGCUUGCUAAGGGCAAAGACAAGCUCCCAAUCUAUAUGGGAGAAGUUGGUCCCGUGUGGUCUUACCCAGAAACUCAGCUAGACUGUGUAGUGGCUGAUCCCAAGAAAGGCUCAAAGAUGUACGGCCUCAAGAGCUACAUUGAGUACCAAAUCACACCCAGUACCACAAACCGACCAGUCAAUCACAGAUACAAGCACUUUGAUUGGCUGUAUGAGAGGCUUCUGGAUAAAUUCGGGUCAGCCAUCCCCAUCCCCUCUUUACCAGACAAGCAGGUGACAGGGCGUUUUGAAGAAGAGUUUAUUAAGAUGCGUAUGGAACGGUUGCAGGGCUGGAUGACCAGGAUGUGCAGGCACCCGGUUGUUUCCAGCAGUGAAGUUUUCCAGCUUUUCCUCACCUACAAGGAUGAGAAGGACUGGAAGACGGGAAAGAGAAAAGCGGAGAAGGACGAGACAGUGGGAGUGAUGAUCUUCUCCACAAUAGAGCCUGAAGCUACAGACCUAGAUCCUGUGGAAGUGGAACAGAAAUGUGAGCAGUUCAGCAGGUUUACCAAAGCCAUGGAUGACGGAGUGAAGGAAAUCCUCACAGUGGGACACGAGCACUGGAAGAGAUGUACAGGCCCUUUGCCAAAAGAAUACCAGAGAAUUGGCAAAGCCUUCCAAAACCUGUCCUCUGUCUUCACCAGCAGUGGAUACCAAGGUGAGUCAACCCUGACUGAUGCCAUGACAGCAGCAGGGAAGACGUACGAGGAGAUAGCUCAGAUGGUUGCAGAGCAGCCCAAGAAAGACCUCCACUUCCUCAUGGAGACAAACAAUGAAUAUAAGGGUCUUCUUGGAUGCUUCCCGGACACCAUUGGAGUCCAUAAGGCAGCCAUAGACAAGGUGAAGGAGGCCGACAAGCUGGUGGCCACCAGUAAAAUUACCCCUCAGGACAAAGUCACCAUGGCGAAGCGAGUCAGCACCAUGUCUUACGCUUUACAAGCCGAGAUGAACCACUUCCAUAGCAACCGUAUCUAUGACUACAACCGGGUCAUGCAGUUGUACCUGGAGGAGCAAGUCAAGUUUUACGAGACGAUUGCUGCAAAGCUGAGACAAGCACACAGUCAGUUCACUACAAUGUGAAAGCCUUCAGUCUCGCACUACAAGACAAGAAGAGUUAAACCAGCUCAACAUCCAAAAUAUUGUUGCUUAUACUACGUCCUUUUCCCUCCCUUUAAUUUAAGUUUCACUUCUUUCUCCGUUUUGCACUUACCUCAUCUUCUCCUUUGCUGCUCGUGCCAACAGUCCCAGCUCAUGGUGUUACGUUAUGUCCGCCAGUUUCUGAGCGGUUUAUGAGCAUGUGCAGUAUCUGAAAAGGCUUUGGCACUAGUGGUUUUUAGGGUCAGCAAUGAGAGCACGAUAAGACACACUAUCUACACACAUCCUGUCCACUGUCUAUGGUCCAGAUCUUGUGACACGGGAAGUAAACAUCCAAGUCACAGUUUGUGACUGCGCAUUGCUUCAUUGCAUGAGUCAUUCCCCAGAGCUCUCCCAACGUGACACAAGUCCAGUUUCUGCACAGCUAGGCCUGUGCUCGCAUUAUUUUAAAGCAAUACUCUACAGUUUUUCAAAUUCUGUCCUGUGUUUAAAAAAAAAAAGUAAAGGAAAUGAUCUACACAUGUAGCAAAACUGUUAUCUGCACAGUCAUGUAGCGAUGUACUGAUUAGAAAAACCAAAGCCAUUCUCCCUCCUGUCAGAAGGGACAGCCAGAGAGUUCAUUUUCUAAAAGUGGCUUUGACAGCAUAUCAGAGCUUUACUGUCUCUUUCUCAGCCAAUGUUGAGUUUACUGGAGUUAUUUGUGCAUCUAUAAACACUGUAAGUGUGCAAGAGUCGCCCCAACAUCAUUGUUCAGAAAGAGUGGAGCAUUCCUUUAAGAAUCCAACAGUCUUGGAAGAGUUGGCAAAGGCAGAGUGUGUGUCCUCUGUAUGUCCACUGCUGGCAGUGCCAAGCCCUCUUUCAUCCUGCACUUCCUCAAAAGCUAACAGGAAGCUCCACCUCCUUCCUGUCUUGCUCAUGUGCCUUGCCCCUUUAGGAAGACAGAAGAAACUUGAGUUAAUUGCCCCCCAGCCUGUGUACUGUGACACUGCAGUUUACAUUUUAGGACAGAAGACAAAAUGUACGAUAAAUGAUACAAGGGUUGGGGUUCAUUAUUUUACGCAUUGUAAAUUUAAGCCAAAAGUCAGUGGUGAAUCACUUAUCUGUGGACUGUGCCGAACAUGAUUCUUUUUUUCCCAGUUCAGUCCUUUUGUGUGUUUUUUUUUGACCAGAUCACGGUGUUUUAUAUGAAGGCGUAACAGUAAUGUUACUCUAAGAAUCUGUACUAUGAGCUGAGUUUAUGUCAAGCCAUGGAUUAUGUCAUGUAUGCAGUUUUUCUUUCUUGCUUUUCACUGCCCAGUUUUCAAUCAGUCUCUAAUCUUGUUCACUGUUUCCUAUCACGUGAUACACGAAAAAUAUACAUAUAUAUAUACAUAUAUAUAUAAAUAUAUAUUCUAUUGGACCUUUCAUUGAGAUAUUAUGUAUAGAAGUAUUUUCAAUACAGUGCAACUCAGAGAGGAGCAAAAAUUCUGUUUGAUUUAUUAAACAAUGAUUUGUAUUCA